AUGCAAAACAGUGUUGGAACUGGUGGUUGCUUGGAAAGGCGUUCGGAAAACGGCGAGAUCAUCCAGGUUGUCCAGGCUGGCGUCGAUCGCGAGUGGAAAGACACUGAUGGCAGCAAAGCGGCGAAGAAACGAAAGAGAAAAGAGAUAAUAGAAAAGACAACGUAUAUGAUAAACAAGAGAAAGUUUGGCAUUCGUCGCGACGGCGGCUCAAAAAUGAAAGGCUAA
Molecule: messenger RNA, 225 nt
Organism: Sporothrix schenckii 1099-18
Lineage: Eukaryota; Fungi; Ascomycota; Sordariomycetes; Ophiostomatales; Ophiostomataceae
Exons: 1
Coding region: 1-225 (74 amino acids)
Source: RefSeq, a predicted model, not a curated record